Messenger RNA from Trichomonas vaginalis G3, 975 nucleotides. RefSeq names its product phosphatidylinositol-3,5-bisphosphate binding. Lineage: Eukaryota; Parabasalia; Trichomonadida; Trichomonadidae. Gene Ontology annotation, cellular component: cytosol; extrinsic component of membrane; phagophore assembly site membrane. The record is from RefSeq and is a predicted model, not a curated record. Gene Ontology annotation, molecular function: phosphatidylinositol-3-phosphate binding; protein binding; phosphatidylinositol-3,5-bisphosphate binding. Gene Ontology annotation, biological process: protein localization to phagophore assembly site; autophagy of mitochondrion; nucleophagy. The transcript has a single exon. Bases 1 to 975 code for a protein of 324 amino acids.
AUGUUUUAUCCUUUGCGCGAUGUUUGCGUAAAUGAUAAUAGAAUGUCUUUUACAAUUAUUUUCCCACAUCAGUAUCACGUAUUCCGAUGUUCACCAUUCGAAUUACUCUUCACAAAAUCAUUUUCAGAUAUUUCAUUAGGAAGUGUAACAACAUGCCAAGGGAUGAGAUUCAUUGCUGUUUCUGGACUUCCUGCUGAUACUGUUUUUAAUACUAAAUGUGUUCGCGUUUAUGAUCAUGAUAAAAAUGAUCAAAUGAUUUUUGAAACAAAGUUCGAUGAACAUAUACUAAACAUGCGAUUGACACCAGAAUUCUUAGUAUGCGCAUUUCACAAGCAUGUUGAAGUCUGGAACAUUAUAGAAAAGCAGAAAAUUAACGUAUUUCCUGCAGGUGUUAAUGUUCAUGCUCCAAUCGAUAUUUCUCAUGAUUUUUCAGCUCUUGCGAUGUCUGGCGAAGUUCCAGAAGAUGUUGCAAUUUCUCAUUUACAAAAUUUGAAAUUGAAAAACUUUCAUGCCGCAGAUAAUCCUGUUUCAUUAAUUAGAUUUUCACGUACAGAAUCUCUCUUUGCUACAACAAGUUCAGCCGGCCACGCAAUUAAAAUCUGGGAUCAAAAUACAGGAAAUUGUGUGAAUAAAUUCAAGAGAGGUAACACAGCAUCUAUUAUUCACUCAAUAGAUUUCUCUCCAGAUAAUAAUUUUGUUGCUCUUUUCUCUCAAAAUGAUACUUUGCAUUUCUUUGAUAAUUCAAAGCGAAAAAUGACUGGAAAUCCAUCAACAACACGUUCAAUACAUAGAAUCAGCAUUCCUGAUAUGCAAAACGUGGUUUUAUCAUGGUUUGAACAAGAUAAAAUUGCUGUUUUGUCAUUAGACGGAAAAAUGGUUGUUCUAACCAUCGAUGAACAAUGCCAUGAAAUUGCUCGUGAAUCCAUCCAGUUUAUGCAAAGAAUUAUAGAAAUUGUCCCUCAAGAUUCAACAUAA